This is a messenger RNA of Populus trichocarpa (black cottonwood), 702 nucleotides long. RefSeq names its product probable glycosyltransferase At5g11130. The transcript has a single exon. NCBI's taxonomy places the organism in Eukaryota, Viridiplantae, Streptophyta, Magnoliopsida, Malpighiales, Salicaceae. The record is from RefSeq and is a predicted model, not a curated record. Gene Ontology annotation, molecular function: glycosyltransferase activity. The coding region runs from base 1 to 702 and encodes 233 amino acids.
AUGGAGUUCCCGUACUGGAACCGCACUCUAGGCGCAGAUCAUUUUUAUGUAUCCUGUGCUGGUCUGGGUUACGAGUCUGACCGAAAUCUGGUGGAAUUGAAGAAAAACUCGGUUCAGAUCUCCUGCUUCCCGACGACUGAAGGUAGGUUUGUGCCUCACAAAGAUAUUACAUUUCCUCCACACGCGCAGGGGAACAGGACAGCGAAAUAUCUAGGUUUUGUAAGAUACAAUGAGGUUAAAGAAUCGAAUUUGGUCAACGAGUUGAGAAAAGAUUCCGAUUUUCUGAUUGAAUCCGAGCCGUCAAAUGGAAUGACUUUAGUGGGGAGAUUAGGGAGUAGUGUUUUCUGUUUGUUCGAGUAUGGAGCUGAUGUUUCUGGGAUUGGUGAAGCAUUGCGUUUUGGGUGUGUGCCUGUAAUGGUUAUGGACCGUCCGAUGCAGGACUUACCGUUGAUGGAUGUGAUCGGGUGGCAGAAGAUUGCUAUUUUUGUGGGAUCCCGUGGUGGUGUUAAGGAAGUGAAGCGUGUGUUGGAUCGUACGUGUAAGGAUGAUGAGUGCGCGGGAAGAAGGAGAUUGGGUGUGGUGGCAAGCCAGCAUUUUGUGUGGAAUCACAUGCCGCAGCCGUACGAUUCGUUUCAUAUGGUGAUGUAUCAGCUUUGGCUUAGGCGGCACGCUAUUAGAUACGCCCGGAGAGAAUUUGUCUAG